ACCUGUGUUUGCGUCGGAAAGUGCCGUCAUCUUCUAAUUGCUUCUACAUAUACACCCAGACUGCAACUACCGCUGGUGCUGGUUGCUGUGUACCUUGGCUACCAGUUUUUGUUACGAAAGGAGGUCGAAGCCUUUUCUCGUUUGCUGUGGAUUUUUUCUUGAAAAAGUUCGAGUGCUUCUGUAGUGAAAACUAGACAGAUUUCACGGCACUCAAAUCCCUGACGCGAGGAUAAAAUCGUGGCAAAUUCGACAACUUCCCUCACCACUGUCAUUCCACAUUCAGUGGCGGAAUUUUCCAAUAGCACAGGAAUUCGCCAGAACCUGAAAUUGGCUGCUCAAUCAUAUUGGAAAAAAGAACCUGUAGUAGGAGGCGACGUAAAUAAAUUCAUUAGAUACAGUGCUGCCUGUAAUGUUCUAAUAAUCAUAAGUAAUUGGAAGGUAGAAAUAAGUGUAAAUUAUUAAAACAAACACAUUCGUGGCAAAAGUUGGAAUUCCAAGGGGAAAUCACGAUUCGCACCCACACACAGGAGUAUAUCCGAGCAGUAACAGCAUUACCUAGUGGAAGUGCAGGUGAAAGAGUGCAUUAGUCCGUCAGCACGCGAAGUGUCAGUUUUUUUUAUUCAUCUAUUCGAGCGAAGAUAGUGUCGAAACACAAAUACGGAAUUUCCUGCCUACCCGUAGCCCGUUCCGCAAAACAAACCGCGUGUGCCAGAUAGUGCAGAAAUAAGUGGUCCCAUUGUUUGAAGAUAAAAGUUUUUAAUAAAAGCAUCUGUGAUUGAUAUUGAAUUACUCACUGCCCUGCGAACGGAUUCGAGCAAGCCGGAUUAUUGUUAAACCAAUCGACAGGGAGCGUACGGUUGCAGCAGCGCAGAUUCCAGCGGAGAUCAAUCAUGGAGUCGAUGGAGUAUGAAAUGGCACGUAAUAUGACGUUGCUGUUCUUUCUAGAACGGCUACUGGAUCGCGGCGAGCCCCGCACCCUGCACGACCUUUCCUGUCAGUUUGGAGCUCGCGGUUUCACCAAGGAAAUGCGGCAAAUCGCCGGUGGCAGCCAGUCAGGUUUGAAAAAGUUUCUUUCGAACUACCCAGCGCUGUUCCAGAUCAGCGGCGAUUUUGUACAUAUCAAUUGCUACAGUGCUUCGAACAAUCUGGACGAUCCAACAAUCUCGAACAAGCGGGAUUACAUCCAAGAGGCAAAAGACUACUUCAAACACAAACUGCUGCAGUACGGCAAAGGCACAGAGGUACCGAUUCGCAGUCUAUUGGGCCAUCGCAGUCAGGCAUCACCGCAGGUGCGGCACAUAUCCGGUCAGCACAUUCGUGAGUUCACAGAAUUUCUGCUAAAACAUCCGGACACUUUCCACGUGGUGGAUGGCGAGAAUGUCGUACUGGUCGGGUGUGAAAACGAGGAAGAUGUUCCGGCCUCAGAACGGCUGCAUCUUCCGAAUUCCUUCAUUGACACCCAGGCUACCCAGCAGUUGCUGGAUUCAUUUGCUCAAAUAAUAGAAAUUAAAGGACCGAUCAUUGUCGAUCAGCUCUUCCAUAUGGUGACUUCGAACUUCCCGCAGGAGCAGUGGUACCACAUGUUUAAGACUCCUGAUGAUUUAAAAACAUUUCUGAAGCUGUUUUCUGAUUGCUUCCAUAUACAAUCCAAUCUAGUCACGCUAUUGCAGAAGCCAAAGCUUUCCGAUUCGCACAUUCGGCAGGCGCAGGACAAGCUGAACAUUAUCAAUACGAUAUUCGGUCCCGGCAGUACCGGCACCGGAGGAAGUGGCGGAAGUAUUAUCGGUAGCACGAAUGGUAGCAGUAAUACAAGUCGAACAGCCUCACCGAAAAACAUGAUAGGAGAUUUUAAGCUUAACGAGCCGGUUUCGGUUGGAAUUGGAACCAACAAUGCGGUCAACGUACUGAAUAGCAACAAAAACGAACCCACCAGUGGGUUUGACAGUUUGUUGAUAAAUAACGAUUUUAAAAUGGAAAACCUUUGCUCCAAAAACUGUCCUUCCCUCUCCAAUUCACAAUACUUAAAAGGUCAACAACAGCAGCAGCAGCAGCACUCGAAACAAGAAACAAAUUCAAACCCCAGCAACGAGAAGGCAAAUCUACUGAACAAUAAUAUGGCUGUGAAUCCAAAAAAUCAAACGCUCAAACAGCGUAUCAAUAGUUUGGUAAUAAAAACGCUCGCCGAGAACUUAGAAAAAGAUAAGCAGUCAAUGUCUGCCAUUCAGCAGAACUAUCACAGCGUCGGUGUGGGUCCCGGCAAUGUUGGCGGUGGUGGAAAUAAUAUGCAAGCAAACAACAACCCGUCACCGCAUCCCGUUUCGCCAACGCCGGCCAGUCCAGUUCAUUCGAACAACUACUUCAUUGGGGACACAUGGAAAAUAAAAGUCCUGCAAAAUACUCGUGUCAUUUCUACGGUCAAAGAAUCCUUGUUUGUGACGCAAGCCAUCCUAAAGUCGGCCUACGAAGACCAGGCCGUAAUAUCCUUUGACUGCGAAGGCAUCAACCUGGGUGUACGCGGUCAAAUUACCAUGAUCCAGCUGGGUACUACUCGAGGAGAGGCUUUUAUCUUCGAUGUGGCAACCUGCCCGGAUAUGGUUGCUCAUGGUGGCAUCAAGGAGAUUUUGGAAGCCGAAAAAGUGAUCAAAGUUAUACACGAUUGUCGAAACGAUUCGGUUAAUCUGUACAACCAGUUUCAGAUUAUGCUACGUAACGUGUUUGACACACAGUCGGCCCAUGCCGUGCUCCAGUUUCAGGACCAGGGUAAACAAGUGUAUAAAGUCAAAAACGUAUCGCUCAAUACUCUUUGUGAGAUGUAUAAUGCCACUGUUAAUCCAAUGAAGGAUCAGCUGAAGAAUGUUUACCGCCGCGAUCAGAAGUAUUGGGCACGAAGGCCACUUACUCGUGAUAUGCUUCUGUACGCAGCCGGCGAUGUACUGAUCUUAAUCAACGAGCAGUUGUACCUCAAUAUGGCUUCAUCUAUUAAACCAGAAUACCGAGAGCUGCUAUCGGAGUUGUGUACUGAGCAGAUUUUAAUGCUAAUCCGCCCAGUGGACGUAAAAAUGCGCAAGAAGCAGCGUAAAGUUCGUUCUGAAAUUCAGGACUUGAAGGCAAAACUGAAAGGUGCCAGCAAAAAUGUGGUGCUGAGCAACCGAGAGAUACGGUUACUGAGGUACAUGGACUUAACUGAAGAAGAGAAGGAAAAACUCCGAGUUUCCUGCAAAGUGGCCAAAAAGCUGGACAAACUGGAGAACUUUGACCGGGAUCGUGGCGACGCGAGCGAUUCGGAUGACGACUGUGACCCGACGGAGCAGGAUUGUCCGAGUCUGGACAGUGUACCGUCGGACAACUCCCUGCCCGGCUGUGGGGUAGGCGGCAAUGGGGGCGGAUCGGGAACAUUCUCGCCGAAGAAUUCGGAACCGCCCAGCCUGACGGAAUCGAUGCAGCUAAUGGAUGAGAUUCUGUCCAACACAACCAUGGACCGGAUGGCCAAGAUCGACAAGCUGGAAGCGAUUCUGUCCGCUGCGACGCUGCUUCCGAAUGACCAGCCGGCAAAGAAGGAGGAAAUCAAAGGUCGACCACCAAAAUCAUCACCCUCAGGCAGUGCCGGUUCCGGUGGUGGCUCGAAGGUGUCAUCCCGUCUGCAGCAGCACGGACACAAUUCACCACCAUCGGGCGGAACGGCGGCACCAAAGGCCGAAACCAAAGAGGCCGCCUGCCAAACACUUAGCACCGGCGAUAUUGUUAUCACAAAAAUUUUCUUCAAAGAAGAGUUGGAUAAGAAAUCCGAAAAGACGCUUACUUCGAGUCCGAAGCGAAACGGCGAAACAAAUGCAGCGGAAUUGGCAAUGCAGCAGCAGCAACAACAACAACAGCUGCAGGCUUGAGAGGAAAAUGCCGAUCGAAUCGGAUCGAUGAUUCCACGAUCCUGCGCGGCAAAUAGUGUUUUUGUUUAUCAUCAUCAGCACCAGCGAAAUUGUGAAUAGGUUAAAGUGCUUAUUUUGUUUUCGGCUGUUUUCUGUUCCACUGUGGGAUAUCGAAUAUCUAUUGCGUUUAGCAAACAAAAAAUUUUAAGCGUGAUCGAAUGUGAGCGAACGAGAGAGAUGCGGCAGCUAUGCCCCGCCCCCCGCGAACGAAGCAAUAAUUUAUAACAUACACACGUAUAUAUUUUUACUGAUGGGUAGAAACCAUAUUUAUGAAACUCAAUAUUUGGCGAUUAGCAGAAAGUUUAAGUGAAAAGUAUCAAUUGUACAGUUAAUAAUCAGGAUUUUGUAGAAUCGACACGCAUUGGAUGAACCAUUAUCAAUAUUAUUUUUUGAUAGUAAUAUAUUUAACGAACACAGAAGUGAAGGAAGGCGAGGAAGGAAUGGCAAUCAGAGCUAUAUCCUUACCCCAUGGAACCACUCAUUAGCGAGGAUCAAUUUUUUGUGCAAGGCAGUGGAUAGAAUAGUAAUCAAUUUUACGCCUAUUAUAUAAUAGUUAACAAGUGAGAAGUGUAAGGUGAAAUAUUAGAUGAAAUUUGCUUCUAUUAUACACAUACUAGAAACGGUACUAACUUUAAAACCAUUAUUAACAUUUGAUGAACUUUGUGAAACAUUUUCAUAAAACGAAAAAAAUCUAUAUACACGGAAAAAGUUAAUAAAAAUUGUAAAAAUUCUAACAAAAUAAAAAACAGUUUGUUCUUGAACAAC
Messenger RNA from Sabethes cyaneus, 4688 nucleotides. RefSeq lists its product as uncharacterized. The record is from RefSeq and is a predicted model, not a curated record. The transcript is spliced from 7 exons. Gene Ontology annotation, molecular function: 3'-5' exonuclease activity; nucleic acid binding. Gene Ontology annotation, biological process: nucleobase-containing compound metabolic process. The coding region runs from base 891 to 3884 and encodes 997 amino acids. Lineage: Eukaryota; Metazoa; Arthropoda; Insecta; Diptera; Culicidae.